Molecule: messenger RNA, 924 nt
Organism: Loa loa (African eye worm)
Lineage: Eukaryota; Metazoa; Nematoda; Chromadorea; Rhabditida; Onchocercidae
Exons: 7
Coding region: 1-924 (307 amino acids)
Biological process (GO): D-ribose metabolic process
Molecular function (GO): ribokinase activity
Source: RefSeq, a predicted model, not a curated record
AUGAUUGACAUUGUUGUUUGCGGAAGUAUUGUUCAAGAUUUAGUAAGUUACACGGAUCAAUUUCCACGACCAGGUGAAGCAGUAAAAGGUACAUUUGCAACAUCACCAGGUGGAAAAGGUGCUAAUCAAGCUGCUCAAGCUGCUAUGUUAGGUGCGACAGUAUACAUGAUCGGAAGGGUUGGUAAAGAUGUAUUUGGAGUAUGUAAUGUGGAGAGUUUGAAAAUUUUUGGCGUAAAUACUAAAUAUAUUGAUGUUAGUGAGAGUGAAAAAACUGGCUGCUCUACAGUAAUUGUUACAAAAGAUGGUCAAAAUGCGAUAGUAGUUGCACCAGGUGCAAAUCUAGAAUAUUCAUCAUCCCGGAUUGAUGAACUGGAGGAAGUUAUCGCUUCCACAAAAUUGGUACUUUGUCAGAAUGAAAUAAGCUAUGAAUCCGUAAAAAGGAUGUUCGAAUUAGCCCGAAAGCACAAUAUAAAAACAUUUCUGAAUUAUGCUCCAGUUGAAGAGACUUUCGCUAAAAGUAUUUUAAAAUUGGCAGACAUAUUAUGCGCAAAUGAAAUUGAGGCAGAAUAUCUCGCAGAUCAAUGUAUUAAAUCUAUUGAAGAUGCGCAAAAAGCUGCCAGGAAGUUACUGGAUGUUGGUCCAUUAAUUGUGAUUUUAACUCUCGGAGCGAAAGGUGUUGUAUAUGAUAGCAAACAGGGUGAUUCAGGUCACAUAAGCGUACCAGCAGUCAAAGUUGUUGAAACUACGGGUGCUGGAGAUAGUUUUUGUGGUGCAUUUGCAUAUUUCCUCGUGAAGCGAUCUGAAUUGGUGCUAAAAGAACAGAUCCGACGUGCUGCACACAUUUCUACCCUUUCAGUACAACGAAAAGGUACCCGUGAUUCGUAUCUAUGGCCAAAAGAUCUACCUUCGAACUUAAUAAUGUGA